AUGCAGCAGCUUCAGGUGAGCGCCUGUGUGCUCCUCUUAGCGCUCCUCUGCGUCACGACUGUGAGAGGCAGCGGUGGUCUUCAGCACGGCACGUGGGAUGUGAGCACUCUUAUACCAGGCCGUGGUGCUGUGCCUCCCAACUACGAGCUCACCGUACAACCAGGAAAGUGGACGGUGAAGGAGAGAGACGCUGGCCGCGUUGGCCGCCUGUUCGACCACGCCGCCGCGCGCGUUGGGCUUGUUUACGCCGGCGUCCCCAGCGACGAGCACGCGCUGUGCCGCAUGCCCUCGUCACUGACUCUAAAGCUUGCGGCUGUCCGCACGGACGACGGCAUUCGGCUCGAGUGCCAGACGGUGUGGUUCUCGCCGUCCUUGUUGCGUUCAUUUGAUAAUGACGGACUUCUGCAUCGCCGGUUUGACCCUGCAGAGCCGCUGUACAGCGCCGACAACGGAGAGUGCCUUGCCACCCCGUGGCGAGUGCGGGAGCUCUACGUCGCAAAGAUGGGAGCGGGCCCUUUGCUGCUCACCGGCGUUCUCGUCGAUGGCACGUCAGGCACGCAGGAGUCGUGCAGCGUACAUUUGGAGGUCAGAUAUCGUCCUAUCACGUCAGCGAAGGAUUCGUCGUCGUCGAGUACCCUUGUCUCCAUCGCGAUGCUGCUCAUAGUCGUCGCUGCGCGCCUGCUGCCGCGUUGUAUUUUGACCCGAAAGGGUCAGCUGGACAAGGCGAGUUACCGCGGCAAGAACCCCACCAACCUGACACCGGCUCAUCGCCUUCAUCUGCUGCGCCAACAAAAGAAGAUCAUCGAGAAGAUGAAGGCGGAGGAUGUCGCCAACGCGGCCAAGCUCACCGCCGUGUAA
Messenger RNA from Leishmania mexicana MHOM/GT/2001/U1103, 858 nucleotides. RefSeq lists its product as hypothetical. Lineage: Eukaryota; Euglenozoa; Kinetoplastea; Trypanosomatida; Trypanosomatidae. The transcript has a single exon. The record is from RefSeq and is a predicted model, not a curated record. Bases 1 to 858 code for a protein of 285 amino acids.